This is a messenger RNA of Fundulus heteroclitus (mummichog), 1013 nucleotides long. Its product is annotated as gonadotropin-releasing hormone receptor. Gene Ontology annotation, cellular component: membrane. The transcript has 3 exons. NCBI's taxonomy places the organism in Eukaryota, Metazoa, Chordata, Actinopteri, Cyprinodontiformes, Fundulidae. Gene Ontology annotation, biological process: G protein-coupled receptor signaling pathway. Bases 1 to 903 code for a protein of 300 amino acids. The record is from RefSeq and is a predicted model, not a curated record. Gene Ontology annotation, molecular function: peptide binding; G protein-coupled receptor activity.
AUGGAGGAUGCGCUGUGGCAAUGUCAGGACACGGAGACCAAGCCCGGAGGCACAAGUCAGAGCCGGACUGAGACCGCCGUGUCCCACGUUAAACCGUUUGAGCUAUUUCUGCUGGGACUCGCUUCAGCCAAUCUAGAGGAAAUUGUCAUCGUAAACAUCUACGACGUUCACGUUCUUGAGGUUUUCUCAGCCGCCGCCGGCUAUUGGCGGUGUCGCCUGCUUAGAUUCAUGACUGUUUUUGGUGAGAUCGCCAGCAUCCUCUUCACCGUCGUCAUCUGCAUCUUCCGCUACCAGAAGCUGAGGGACAUCAACCACAGGGGCAGCCUCCCGAUUUGGCUGGACAGCGUCACGUCUGCCGGGAUGAUGAGCGGAGUCUGCGUGACGCUCUCCACCCUUGUCAGUCUCCCAGUGUUUGUCACCCUUCAAGAAUCUGUGGAAAACACGACGGUAAACAGUGGUGGUUGCCCUCCCGACCUCUUUCAGUGCGGUGAGAAUUACUGUCCGACCCUCAACCGCGUGUAUAAAUACCUGAUGAUGAUCCUCUGCCACCUGCUGCCCCUGAUCAUUGUCACGGUCACCAGCUGCCUGACCAUCACAGUACUCCUGAGACAGAUUUAUUCGGUGACACCGGCGAAUGACGCCAGAUGCCCAGACCACCCCAGUGGGAAGAGUCAUGGACUCCAGCGAAGUACGGUGGCUGUGGUGGCAGCCAUGGCAUUAUUUCAGGUAGACUGGACUCUCUACCUAAUCCUUGAAUGGACUUUAAGACCCAGUGACAAGCAUUUUAUGGAUGAAAUCAAGUUCUUUAUCUCCACCUCUUAUAUGUCUAUUAGUCCAUAUGUGUAUGGGAUAGGGAGUCAUUUGUUUUCUCUUGAAAAGUGCAGACCGUGUUUUAAACUUUGAACCAGCUUUGCUGUUAAAUUCUUUAUCAAUUCAGAGCUGUUAUUUUUUUUUACUAUGAAAUGGUAGUGAGGAAAUUAGUAUUUUUAGCAGCUAACAAAACUAUGUCACAU